AAGCCUCAACUCAAUCCCAAACAAAGAGCACCGCUGCCGUCAAUCCAUUCGUGUAAUCUCCCCUCAAUUCUCGGUUGUGGAUCUUUGUGGAUCAAGAUGCCAGAGGGGUCAAAAUCUUCUUCUGUUAGUAAUCUUCCACUCAUCCUGGACAUUGAUGACUUUAAGGGUGAUUUUUCAUUUGAUGCAUUAUAUGGGAACCUGGUUAAUGAGCUCCUACCAUCUUUCCAAGAAGAAGAAGCAGAUUCAGCAGGUGAUCAUGGCCUUGGUGUGAGUGAGGUUCUACCAAAUGGACAUGCCCGUGCCUCUUCUGAUGCAGCAAAAUUCGCACAAGGACUCUCUAAUCCUCUAUUUCCAGAAGUAGAUUCUUUAUUAUCACUAUUCAAGGAUUCUUGUAAAAAGUUGAUUGAUCUUCGCAACCAGAUUGAUGGAAGACUCUACAAUCUCAAGCAAGAGGUUUCUACUGGAGAUGCUAAGCACCGAAAGACACUAACUGAGCUGGAAAAAGGUGUAGAUGGGUUGUUUGACAGCUUUGCGAGACUGGAUUCACGUAUUUCAAGUGUUGGGCAGACUGCUGCAAAAAUAGGUGAUCAUUUGCAGAGUGCAGAUGCUCAGCGUGAAACUGCUAGUCAAACCAUAGAGCUUGUAAAGUACUUGAUGGAGUUUAAUAGCAGUCCGGGCGAUCUAAUGGAACUUUCACCUCUAUUUUCUGAUGACAGUCGUGUUGCUGAGGCUGCUUCAAUUGCACAGAAACUGCGAUCAUUUGCUGAGGAGGAUAUUGCCAGAGCCGUGCCAUCAGCUUUGGGAAGUGCAACUGCCAGCAGAGGAUUAGAAGUUGCAGUUGCUAAUCUUCAGGAAUACUGCAAUGAAUUGGAGAACAGAUUAUUGGCUCGGUUUGAUGCUGCAUCACAGAGAAGGGAGUUGACUACCAUGUCUGAAUGUGCAAAAAUUUUAUCUCAGUUUAACAGGGGCAGCAGUGCCAUGCAACACUAUGUGGCAACUCGUCCAAUGUUCAUUGAUGUAGAAGUCAUGAAUUCAGACACCAGAUUAGUACUUGGCGACCAGGGUUCUCAAGCUAGUCCUAGCAAUGUUGCUCGUGGGCUUUCUUCAUUGUACAAAGAAAUUACAGAUACCGUGCGCAAAGAAGCAGCUACAAUUAUGACUGUGUUCCCGUCUCCUAAUGAUGUUAUGUCAAUUUUAGUUCAGCGAGUUUUGGAGCAGAGGGUUACUGCUCUUUUAGACAAAUUAUUAGCGAAGCCAUAUCUUGUAAAUCCUCCUCCCAUGGAGGAAGGUGGACUUUUAUUGUAUUUGAGGAUGCUAGCUGUGGCAUAUGAGAAGACCCAGGAACUUGCUAGAGAGCUACGAGUUGUUGGAUGUGGUGAUUUGGAUGUUGAAGGUCUCACGGAGUCUCUAUUUUCUUCUCACAAGGAUGAAUAUCCCGAACAUGAACAAGCAUCUCUUGGACAACUGUAUCAUGCAAAGCUGGAAGAAUUGCGUGCUGAAAACCAGAAUGUUUCUGAUUCAGCUGGAACGAUAGGGCGCUCUAAAGGGGCUUCAGUGUCUUCGUCACAUCAGCAGAUAUCUGUUGCAGUUGUGACAGAGUUUGUACGAUGGAAUGAAGAAGCAUUAACCAGAUGUACUUUAUUUUCAUCUCAGCCUGCCACACUUGCAGCCAAUGUAAAAGCAGUGUUUACUUGCCUACUUGACCAAGUCAGCCAAUAUAUAACUGAUGGACUUGAACGGGCUAGAGAUAGCUUGACUGAGGCUGCAGCCAUGAGAGAAAGGUUUGUGCUAGGUACAAGUGUUAGUAGAAGGGUGGCUGCUGCAGCUGCUUCUGCGGCAGAAGCUGCAGCAGCAGCUGGUGAAAGCAGUUUCAGAUCUUUCAUGGUUGCUGUUCAGCGUUGUGGCAGUGGUGUGGCCAUAGUUCAGCAAUACUUCGCAAAUUCUAUAUCUCGGCUCUUAUUGCCUGUUGAUGGUGCUCAUGCGGCUUCUUUUGAAGAAAUGGCCACAGCAAUGUCUAGUGCAGAGGGUGCUGCUCAUAAAGGGCUUCAGCAAUGCAUUGAAACUGUGAUGGCUGAGGUUGAACGGUUGUUAUCAGCUGAACAAAAGGCGACGGAUUACCGCUCACCUGAUGAUGGAAUGGCUCCUGAUCAUCGUCCUACAAAUGCCUGCACAAGAGUUGUUGCUUAUCUUUCUCGGGUUCUGGAGGCUUCUUUCACUGCACUGGAGGGUCUUAACAAACAAGCAUUCCUGACUGAACUGGGAAAUCGCUUGUACAAAGGACUACUUAAUCAUUGGCAGAAGUUUACUUUUAAUCCGAGUGGAGGACUAAGACUGAAGCGUGACAUAACGGAGUAUGGGGAAUUUGUGCGUAGUUUUAAUGCUCCUACCGUUGAUGAGAAAUUUGAACUCCUUGGAAUCUUGGCCAAUGUUUUUAUUGUUGCUCCUGAAAGUCUCUCCAGCUUGUUUGAGGGAACACCAAGUAUUCGGAAAGAUGCACAAAGGUUUAUUCAGCUUAGAGACGACUACAAGAGUGCAAAACUUGCAUCAAGGCUCAGCUCUUUGUGUUCGAGUUCUAAUUGAUUUAGAGCUGUGCUGUUUGUUUGUAUUUGUUGUCGGACUUUUAUCAUCUCAAGCAUAUUCCCUUGGUUUUGAGUCACCAUUACCGAGCAAGAGCUGGUCCGAGAUUAAGUUUAUUGCGGCGAUAGUGAGCCCAUGAUUGAGCACAAAAAUGAAGUACUAUUUUAUUUUGAAUGAUUUUUGUUUAAUUGUUUCGACGGGGAAGAGAACGCAGAAUUCGUAGGGUUGUGCAUGUUAGGACGGUGAUAUGGGAAGUUGGAUUAUUUUCAGUUUUCAGUCGCAGAAUUCAAGAAAAAGCAAAGAUGUGGUGCCCUAGUUUAGAUUAUUA
This is a messenger RNA of Hibiscus syriacus, 2905 nucleotides long. Its product is annotated as exocyst complex component SEC10b-like. The transcript is spliced from 25 exons. Lineage: Eukaryota; Viridiplantae; Streptophyta; Magnoliopsida; Malvales; Malvaceae. Gene Ontology annotation, cellular component: cytoplasm; exocyst. Bases 97 to 2580 code for a protein of 827 amino acids. The record is from RefSeq and is a predicted model, not a curated record. Gene Ontology annotation, biological process: exocytosis; Golgi to plasma membrane transport.